CUGAGCUCUUUUGUACAAUAGGUGGUGGCGCUUACAAAUGAGGACAUUUUGGGAGUCUUGAUACUUGCAGUAUCAUUAUGAGAGUGGGUGGACAGGGUGACCAGUGGGAAGCCAGCCUCAUCUACGUGGUCUCUGGUCAAUGUCCAGGAAUUAUGAAGUGUUUAUUGGCUCCACCCGACUUCACCGUUUUAAACACAGAGAAACCAGGAAAAAGCAGGGCAAGAGCUCGUUGACUCCCUGGCUUCAAUCAUCUGAUGACCUAGAUACCAGCAAGUGACCAGCUGGUGGAUCACUCUGAAGCUCAUCCUUUGCCCUUUUGUGGUCCUGUGCCUCAUGCCAGUUACCAUCAAAUCCCUGGGAAGGCUGGCCCAUGUUAUGAUGGUCUACUCUGGGUAGUGAGCUGAAUACCAGUCCUGCUCAAAGUCUCGUGAGAUUUUUGAACACACAUCAAGUCCUGAGGGCAGGCUUUGGGUGUUUCUAAGGGAAGUUCAGUGGGAAAUCUUCUUAUAUCUGAUCUGGAGGGCAGCUUUAGGCAGCAAUGCUUUGGAGGUCUCUGGCCCAGGCUUAAUAGUGGAGGUCAGUGCAGCCAGAGGGACACAGCUCCAUGGUGCAAGGGAGGCAGUGGGUCACUGAGGACCAGGAGAGACACUCGGGCUAUGACUCCAAGCUCUGCAGCUCAGCUCCCAUAUGACAAAGACUGUUUCUCCCACACAGCACAGAAGACCCACUAUGUCUGAGCACUCAGGUCCUUCUGCCUGGUUUGCUAAGGACAUGGGUUGGGGUUGAAGGUUACAGAGACCAAAACUGGCCUAAAGAGACCUUUGCAAGGAUCCGAGGUUGCACAGGGUGCCAUGUUCUCUCUGUUGUCUGUACAGCACUGCCACCCAAGGUCACCUUGUCAUGUGACAGUUCUAACCCAAUGGAGAGUGAGGAUAGUAGGCUUAAAGGGUGAAUAUGAGACUUAAAUAAACCUACGAGUAAAGGAUAAGAAGUCAAAACCUCUUAGCUGUGUAUUGAGGCUGUCUGAGGGCAACAGGACUAUCAUGACUCAGUAUACCAACUGACAUGGGACCCUAGGAUGUGAAACCUGGAACCUAGUGAGUGCCAACUCAAGUGACCUAAUCAAUCUGGAUAUUGCCUGUGACUAACUUCUGUCCCAUCCUUGCUACAGCUGCCUAAAUACAGAGGGCUGGAGCUAGGACACCCGAUCAUUCCUGGGUUCAUGACAGACCCACCACACAGAUAUCUAGGCAGACAAAGGCAUCCUGGCCUAGCCCAAGCACAUGCAGUCAGAUCCAGCAGUGAGCUAGAAUGAGGUGAAGGGACUUUUGCCAAGAGCGGCUCAGGAAGACACAGGAGACAUCUGGAACUCAGGCUCAGUGAACGCAUGAUUGCAGUGAGGUUGUUCUGUGUAUUGUGGUGCUGAUGGAUCAGGGCUCAUGCAUGCUACAUGAGUACUCUUCUACUAACCUACACCCCGGCUCUGGCUGGGACCUGCUUAACUGAGGUUAUAGCACAGAUACUGUAGCCUUUUAUAGACCAGGAUUUCACAUUCCAUUUGUUGACAUCACAUGUGGCUUCAUUCUGUUUGCUCCAGAUGGCCCAGAUGUCCUGGUUAUGUCUUCUCAGAUAUUCAUCUGCAUCCAGUGUUAAAUCUCAAUCUCUUCUGCCAUGCAGCCUUUCACCCACCUUCACACUAGUCUUGGAUUAUCAGCAGGAAACCCCAGUCAUGCUCCCAAGAACUGUUAAUUCCCACCCUCACUACUAAUAAAAGCAACUCCCAUAUCUUCUCGUCUGGAAUUCUGCCAUUGUCAUCGAUAUGUGAAGACAUGUACAGGUUUUGGUAACUGGGUCCCUGAGAUGUCAGCGCUGAACUUUGGGGUGAAGCCUUGGUUUUAUGAGUAGAUGCAGAAGUUAAUUCCCAGCCUGUGCACAUAGGAACAAGCAAAUCCCAAUCCUCUCAUGAGAUUCCAGCUCGGUCCCUUACUCCUCUCCUUUCAUUUCUGAUCUUCUGGGGUGACUUUGGAUUGGUCUUGGAAUGUGGUUGGGGAUAUUUUCCCGAGUAGUAGUACCUUCCCAGGGGGAGGGAUGUACUUAAGGUCAUCUAGGCUUUUCUUUUAGUCACUAAUUCAUGCUGUCCUAUCCUCACCAUUUUCUUUCAUGUUCUCCAUUCUUCAUGGCCCGGAAGACGUUGUUUUACUUACUGCUAAGAAUGUCAGUGAUGUUCACCUGAGCACCCCUGAGCUCAGGAUACAGAGAAUUUGGAAAAGUGAAACUCAAGGUAGAUGCCCCUGAGCUGCGUCCUGGCUCUGAGGGUCCGGCUUUUUAAGGAUGAGGACUCCAGCACAUGUGAUAUCUGCAGGGAAGAGAGAGGGACACUCACUUGGAGAAUGGGGGAGCUUCCUGUGGACUCUUUCUGUGGAUGAGAAAAAUUUAACUGUUUGAAACAGUGUCCUACUUAGCAGUCACUGUCACCUUGACACAGGUCAAAUUUAUCUGGGGAGAAGAGUCUCAACUGAAUAACCAUCCUUAUCAGGUCUGACUAUGGAUGUGUCUGUGAGGGACUGUCUUUUUUUUUUUUUUUUUUUCCGAGACAGGGUUUCUCUGUAUAGCCCUGGCUGUCCUGGAACUCACUCAGUAGACCAGGCUGGCCUCGAACUCAGAAAUCUGCCUGCCUCUGUGAGGGACUGUCUUAAUCGAUGAAGGAGGCCCAGGCCACUGUGGACAGCACCAUUCCUAGGCUGAUGGUCCUUGAACCUAUAGGUAAUAUAAGAAAACUAGCUAAGCAGAAGCCAGCGAGCUAGCUGCUAAAUGAGUCAGCCAUAAUCUUGUUUUCUGCCGUGAUAUUCUUCCAUGUGACAAAAUGAUCCAGACCCAGAAGGGAAAUAGACCUUUUAAUCUCUUCUAAAAUGCUGUUGCUCAGUGUGUUCUUUAUCACACCAAGAAAAAGAGAUGUAGAACAGUGUAUUGGGAAGAACAGAUGGCACAUCCAUUUGAAUUAAUGUUCGACGUACUCAAGAGCUGAUGCCCUUAGUACCCUGUGGGCAAAGAGAAGGAAGUAUUGAGACCCAAGAAAUGGGCCAGCUGGCAGAGGUGCAGCCCUUUCAAUACUGUCUUCUCAUUUAAGUCUGAAGAGAAAUGUCCCAGGACUUUCCUCUGAAAUUUCUUAAGGAUGCCCAUCCUCUGGAUGUACACUUCUUCUAACUUUAGCCCAGGAUUUCCCAGGGAGAAUCUGGAAACCUGUCUAGACCCACCCUACACUAGGUAAAGACAGGAGUUCUUCAGAGCACAGUGAGCAGGAUGACAGGCCCUACAUCUCACGUGUACUGAAGGGAUAUGGGCAGGUCACAGUUGACUUGUUGACCAUCCCUGCUCUAGCCUUAGACAUGAGAUUGCAGUUCUCCCAGAGAAUGCCAGAGGAAUAUCAGGAUGCAUGCUCAACAUUUAGAAAAUUAUUUAUCUAAGCCAUGCUUGACACUUAGAAAAUUAUUUAUCUAAGCCAUGCUUGACCUUGGCUUGCAGACAGGCUUCCAACCCUGUCUAUAGGAACCUGGAGUCCACUUCCAAGACCCUGCUGUUACUUGUUUCUGAGAAUACCCCUCAGUCUGGGGAUCCUGAAAGUCUGCUCACUCCUGGCAUCUCCCAUGAGGGAAGACAGAACUGCUGAUGGGGAGUUGUUAUGGUAAAUCUCUCCAACCCAAUUAUGCCCUGGCAAUGAAAAUACAACACAAUUAAUAUGAACACAUGCUGUGUGCCUAGAUUGGGCAGAUCUACCACUACACUACCAUCUUCUCCAUCUAAGAGACCCCUUAGAACUUGCAGUUUCUCCAGGCCUUGUGCUUCUGCUCUGCUUUUCUUCUUCCUCCUCCUCCUCUGCAUUCUUUCUCUCUCAAACCUCCUUCUUUUCUUUCUUUCUGCUCCACCUUCCCUCUCUCUGCCCAAUCAUCAGCUCUCCUUUAUUUUCCAAAUUAGAUGGGAAGAAGGUUUACAAGAAAACACCUGAGUGCUGACUCAUUCCUUGUUCACAAUCCCUCACAGGAGAAUGAAAUUGAUAUCAAAUAUAAUUAGCCCCAGAGCUAUCCACAACAGGGAGUCAUCCAGACAACGGGCAUAGGUGACCCAGGAAGACCAGAGAGAAUCUAGGCUUACCCGACACACAGCUUAGCCAACCUAUAAUGCUAGAAUGUUGUUUUGAAACUUCCCAUAGGAGUAGGCACCCAUAGUCCUCUCCAGAACACACAGGCCACCUCUUCCCAACACCCAGGACAUGAAAUUCCUCAUACAACUUUUUCUGGGUCUUUCUCCUGGAUCAGGAAAUUGACUGGUGACUGUGAUAAAGGAUUAAUCUUUCCUAGUCAUUACUCAGCUGGUCCUUUUAGAGCCCACAUAGGCAUCUCUGUCAUCUUCCUGCUGGGAAAUCCCACCUUCCCAGAGCACUGAGGACACAUGGCAGACUGGGUGCUCAGCUGAGUCUCUGUGUCACAGGGACACAUAGACAGAAUGGAGGCUCCCUCUUUGAUGCUGACAGACUCAAGGUCAGGAGUCAGCAGAUGUCGGCCCUGGGAUGAGCCAUUUUUUCUCUGAGGGCACAGGGAUGCUUAUCAGCUUUGUUGCUCAAUGUGUUGGUUGAGGAGAAAGAUAAAGAGAGAAAAGUUGGAGGGAUGCAGGGCAGCACUGAGAGUGGAAGGAACCAAGCAGUGCCUUGGAGACAGACCCCACCACUCAUAGCCCAUUAGAUUCUGGGAAGUGCUCCUGUCUGAGAAGAAACUCCGCUCAGAACGAGGAAGGACAGGAGAGCCUGAGAGCUGCACUGGAGCUGAAGGUCUCCUCAGAGCAAGGACAUGACAGUGAGAAGACAGAUGGAGGUGUUCUCUGUGCUUCCCUGCAAGGGGUGUACCCCCUGGCAGGGCCUCCUGCUCGCAGCCUCCCUUUUAGCCUGCUGGCUCCUGUCCACCACUGCCCAGGUCACCAUUGAAUCAGUGCCUUUCAAUGUGGUUGAAGGAGAAAAUGUCCUUCUUCGUGUUGACAAUCUGCCAGAGAAUCUUAUAACCUUAGCCUGGUACAGAGGGCUGAGGAAAAUUGUUGUAUACACACUGAACACUAAAGUAAGUGUGAUGGGGCAAAUGUACAGUGGUAGAGAGAUAGUGUCCAGCAACGGGUCCCUGUGGAUCCACAAUGUCACCCGGAAGGACACAGGACUCUACACCCUACGGACCGUAAAUAGACGUGGAGAAAUUGUAUCAACAUCAUUCACGUUCCUCUACGUGUACACCUCUCUUUUCAUCUGUGGGCGCCCUUCCUUCCCUGCCAAGCUCACUAUUGAAUCAGUGCCGCCCAGCGUUGCUGAAGGGGGAAGCGUUCUUCUCCGUGUUCACAACCUCCAGGAUAAGCUUCGAGGGCUUUCCUGGUACAAAGGGGCACAUGUGUCUAGGAACCUUGAGAUUGCCCGACAGAUAAUAGCCAAGAAUUCAAGUGUGCCAGGCCCUGCCCACAGUGGUAGAGAGACAGUGUACAGCAAUGGAUCCCUGCUGCUCCAGAAUGUCACCCGGAAUGACACCGGAUUCUACACCCUACAAACUCUGAGUAGACAUCGGAAAAUGGAAUUAGCACAUGUGCAACUUCAGGUGGACACCUCCCUUUCUUCAUGCUGUGACACUCUUGACUCUACCCAACUCAUCAUCGAUCCAAUGCCACGGUAUGCUGCAGAAGGGGAAAGCAUCCUUCUCCGUGUUCUUAAUCUGCCUGAAGAUUUCCAAGUUUUUUGCUGGUACAAAGGAGCAUUGAUCUUCCAGAUCUUUAAAAUUGCAGAAUAUAGCAGAGCCAGGAACUCCAUCACCAAGGGGCCUGCUCAAAGCAGAACAGAGAGAGUGUACACCAAUGGAUCUCUCCUGCUCCAGGAUGUCACUGAGAAAGACACGGGCUUGUAUACACUACAAACGAUAGACAGAAAUUUCAAAAUUGAAAAAGCACACGUGCAAAUCCAAGUGAACAAGCCUGUGACACAGCCCUUCAUGAGAGUCACAGACAGCACAGUUAGAGUACAGAGCUCAGUGGUCUUCACUUGCUUCUCAGACAACACUGGGGUCUCCAUCCAUUGGCUCUUCAACAAUCAGAGUCUGCAGCUCACAGAGAGGAUCACACUUUCCCCAUCAAAAUGCCAACUACGUAUAAAUCCUGUCAGGAAAGAGGAUGGUGGAGAGUAUCAAUGUGAGGUCUUCAACCUUGCCAGCUCGAAAUCCAGUCUCCCAGUCAGCCUGGCCGUGAUGAAUGAGUGACCCCUCUUCUCAUCCUACAGCAGGGGGAGGCAUUCCUUUGUUAAUAGGGUACAAAAUGGAUGAAAGUUACAUAGUAAAAAUUGUCAGUCACCAGUCAUGUACCACCAGCAUGGUGGCUCAUGCCUGUAGUUCUGACAUAGCAGUGUGUAGAAGAACAGGCCAUCAUUUUAAGUGAGACUUGGGGUCCAAAGGAAAAUAAAGACAUCAGUAUGGUAAACAGUAUUGCAAAUGUGUUAAGAGUUUAGGUUGUGGAUCUAGUAUAUCACUAGCCCUGAGAAUCCAUGGCAACUAGGUUCAGGAGUCCCCAAACUUCAGGAUUCUCUGAGUGCCCUUUUAACAUGGUACAGUGUCUGCACCGAGACAAAUAUGCUCUCAUAUACUCCAAUAGUGACACCUAACCCCAAAGCUACCUGGACAUCAGUCACCCAUGGGAAGUGAGGAAGUGACAGAAGGGACUGCCCAUAUUUCUCAGUGCACAUAACUGGCUACUAGAUAGUUUUGAUUCACAGUUUUUUUGAUGCACAGAAUUGAAAUAUUUUUGUGUAAAGGACAACUGGAGUGUUUCUAUCCCAAGGGUGGCAGUCACAGUGUGACCUUGUACACAAUUCUUUGUCAUAUAAAUAUACAUAAUAUAGAUGAUAUAUAUAAAUAUAUAAUAUAUCCAACUCUAUACAAUGU
Mus musculus (house mouse) is the source of this 6953-nucleotide messenger RNA. RefSeq names its product pregnancy specific beta-1-glycoprotein 16 (gene Psg16). The coding region runs from base 4842 to 6275 and encodes 477 amino acids. The record is from RefSeq and is a predicted model, not a curated record. NCBI's taxonomy places the organism in Eukaryota, Metazoa, Chordata, Mammalia, Rodentia, Muridae. The transcript has 6 exons.